AGUUGUUAUUUGCGUUCCUCUGGCGUAGCUCAGUUUUUGGUAUGGAUAGUUCCAAAAACGGGUCUCGGGGAGCUGCCUUCAAGUACGGACCGGCUGUCCGGAUCGGAAUCGCCGUCCUGGUGCUGCACACCGUCGGCUGGUAUGGAUGGAAGGCGGUGAACCAGGGGGCGGAGUCCAAGGAGGCGGCAGCGAAGGCCAAACACGAACAACUGCGAGCGGCCUUUGCGGAAAAGUGACAUAAUGAUGGCUAUAACAGUGAUAAAUCAAUAAUUGCUAACAAGCCGCCAGAGACUGAGUGAAUUAAUAUUAAGUAAUUAAUGCUAAAAAGCGGACAAAUAGAAUUACAACUUAUAACAAAAAGAAA
Molecule: messenger RNA, 364 nt
Organism: Drosophila rhopaloa
Lineage: Eukaryota; Metazoa; Arthropoda; Insecta; Diptera; Drosophilidae
Exons: 1
Coding region: 42-236 (64 amino acids)
Source: RefSeq, a predicted model, not a curated record